AUGGUUAAUGAAAGAAACAAAUUUCCUAAUCCGGAAGAACCAUUCAUGCCUCCCAUGAAGAAGCGGAGGGGAACAAAGAAAUUGGUCGCUGAAGGCAUGCGGCCAUGUAUCUGGCCCAUUGCAAGUCCAAUGAUCGCUCAAGACGCAACUGCUUGCAAUCCGACUACUCGCAGCUUACGCCCGCUCCGCAGACAGAUUCGUGUUCCUGGGCACGAGAUACCUUUUCCCGUUAGUAACACGCCAAAAUCAUGCAAGAUGGAGCAGCGCAGCGAUUGGGAAGUUUUCAAAGAGCAUCGGAGAUUGCGCGCGAGGGCAAAGCCCGGAUACAUUUCACAGAAGACUAGUGCUGACAGCAAGAAGAUAUGGAAUAACUGGUCUCAGGAGGAGAAAGAUGAAGCGGUGCAGAGGUUGAGAGAUGCUGCUGAGGCGGGUAUCGACUUGAAAGAUGUGCCUACGGAUGCGGAAGCAGAGGAUGAGAUCGAUGAUGAGGAGGAGAGUGAUGAUGCAGGAGCGGCAGAUCUGGAAUAUCUUCCUGACGCAGCGGAUGAGGAAGCGGGUGAUGACUACGAGGUUUCUUCGGACGGCGGUGACAUUGCCAUGGGUGGACCGCGUAAGGACAUGUUUCGCGCAUAUGAUGAUCCGGAAGGCAAGAUGAGGGGGGAGAGACAAGUAGCCCGCAAGAAAUAUGGCCAGGGGAAGGCUCCUGUCCACGGAGAUGUUGAAUGGGCCUACCAGAAACAUCUUGGCUCAGGUGGAAACGGCUCUGCGCACCUCUGGGUUCGGGUCGAUGAGGAAGACAUCAUCCAAGACCGCAUCGCCGUCAAAGAUUGUUGGACUGAUGGGCCAUUCCAUUGGGGAAGCAUCAAAUUCUGGGAUGGAGAUCCUCGUAACAUGGCUCCUGAGGAUCGGCUACCCGUCGAAGUCAAGGCUAUGUUAGCUUGUCAAGAUAAGCCAGGCAGCCAUCGAAUUGCUGGUAUUCGCGACCGCAGCGUCGACUUCGACCGUAUGGCUUAUCGCAUCAUCAUGCCAUUCUACGCACGGGGAGACUUCAUCACAAUCAUCGACAAAGCAGAUGACAACUAUCAUGUCCCAGAGCCCUUCAUCUGGUGCGCCUUCGAAGCAUUGACAGACGCUUGUCUCGUCAUGGAACGCGCCAGCACACGUAAAGCCGACCAAGCACCAGAUGGCUGGAAAGAGAUCGUCCACAGAGAUAUCAAACCCGACAACGUCUUUCUCAGCGCACGAAACCCAAGAUCUUUCCCUUCAUACCCCCAACCCGUCCUCGCAGACUUCGGCGGCUGCAUCAUGACCUCCAAAGACGACAUCUUCAACCCAACCGCCUACGCCGACAGUACAGGCACUGCAGGCUACUUCGCCCCCGAACAACACGCCUACGAAGACAAAACGACCUACGAAGCAGUCUUUAUCGCCCGCCAACAAAGCUGGACGAACAUUUAUCAGAUCGGUCGCGUGAUAAUGUCUCUCAUGAACGCACCUGCACCCGAGACCUUAUCCGAGGCCGAAAUCAAAAAAGGUGCCGUGCAAGAAUAUCUCUCUACAGACCCGGAUUAUGAUGACCCGGAUGGUUGGAAAGAUCACGAGUGGUUCAAGCCGGAAACUCAAGGGAGGUAUUCGAAGGAAUUGCAGAAUUUGGCGAAGAGUUGUGUAAGGUAUAAGCCCGAUGAGAGGAUUACGGCUCUGAAAUUGAAGGGAAAGAUUUUGAGGAGGACUGGUGGGGUUCGUGGUGGGAAGGGGAAGGAUUUUGCGAAGGGGUUGAGGAGUGAAAAGGUUAAGAAGGGUGGAGAGGGAGAUUUGAGAGGGUGGAGGAGGAAGGAUAAGUAUGCUGUGGGAUUGGUGAGGCCGGAGAAGUAG
Molecule: messenger RNA, 1872 nt
Organism: Cercospora beticola
Lineage: Eukaryota; Fungi; Ascomycota; Dothideomycetes; Mycosphaerellales; Mycosphaerellaceae
Biological process (GO): protein phosphorylation; chromosome segregation
Cellular component (GO): nucleus; cytoplasm; mitotic spindle pole body
Molecular function (GO): protein serine/threonine kinase activity; ATP binding
Source: RefSeq, a predicted model, not a curated record